CGCAACUUUUGUGUUAAUUGCUACUCAAGCCCCAUCUGCUGGCUGUGUCUCCCGCUGCUCAUGUCGACCAGUCCGCGGCGCGGACUCAUCUGAGCCCGGCGUCCGUUCUCGGUGGAGUGGGUGCUGUGCCCCUACGACGUCCAUCACCGUGUCCCCCGCGCGUCGCUGGAGAGGCACGCGGCGUCCUGCCGGCUGCGCAGGAUGGGAUACUCCGCCGAGGAGGAGGCCGAGAUGUACGACUCCAGCUUUUUCUACGAAAACCUGAAGGUUCCCGCCAUCGCCAUGGAUAAAGAUCUACAGUUUCACAUUGUUAAGCAGGCUAGAGCCCAAAGUGCAAAGGAAGGUGCAGGCUAUAGUGAAGGAUCUUACUCAUUACUGCCCGUAGAAGUUCCUCAAAACCACAAGCGUUUCACGUGUGACCUGACCCAGGCUGACCGCCUUGCUCUUUACGAUUACAUUGUUGAGGAGACAAAGAAACAGAAGUCCAGAUCCCAGAUAACGGAAAAUGACAGUGAUCUCUUUGUGGAUUUAGCAGCAAAAAUCACCCAAGAUGAUAGUCAGAAAGGUCCGAAGUCCCAUCUUGAAAUUCUGGCUGAAAUGCGAGAUUACAAAAGGCGGCGGCAGUCAUACAGAGCUAAGAAUGUUCAUAUAACAAAGAAGUCCUACACUGAGGUGAUUCGGGAUGUGAUUGGUGUGCAUAUGGAAGAACUCAGCAAUCAGUGGCAAGAGGAGAACAGGUUGGAUAAUGCAGAGAUAUGUGAAGGAGGGAAGUCAAAGUCUUCAGGAAGUUUAUUUUCAGAAGGGAAGACAGGCGGUCAGCUUCGGUGGACUCACGGCAGUCUGGGGGAAGCAGUAAGGAUACGGAGUGCACGAGACACAGGAGAGACACCAGCAGGAGUCCAAGUAAACGAAGGAGGAGUCGGGAGAGAGGCAAAGACAGAGACUCUCGGAGAAAAAGAGAGAGGGAUGAAGACAAGUAUUACAAUCACAAAAGAAGAAAGUAGGAACAAGAACCUGAUGAUUUUGUUUGUCAGCUGUUCAGAACAUAACUUCCACAAGAACUAUUGUUACUGCUGUUUUGCCCAAGACAGUAAAGGUGUGCACAUAAUAUUGGUGUUGCAUCACAGCUGUGCUGCUUGGAGACAAAAAAGUGCUACAGUUUGUCAGGAUGGAAGCAGUAUAUUCCAGGUAAUGUGUACAUCUGGAACAUUUAUACAUCUGUUAAUAAAUUAUAUUGAUCUCUCAUGUAUUUGAGUUAUUCUGACAAGGCUGAA
This is a messenger RNA of Onychostruthus taczanowskii (white-rumped snowfinch), 1274 nucleotides long. RefSeq names its product small nuclear ribonucleoprotein U11/U12 subunit 48 (gene SNRNP48). NCBI's taxonomy places the organism in Eukaryota, Metazoa, Chordata, Aves, Passeriformes, Passeridae. The transcript has 9 exons. The record is from RefSeq and is a predicted model, not a curated record. Bases 202 to 1254 code for a protein of 350 amino acids. Gene Ontology annotation, cellular component: nucleoplasm; U12-type spliceosomal complex; cytosol.